AGACAUGAGUUGUCUCAGUUAUAGCGGUCACAAGGUGGAGCAGGGCCAGUUGAACUACUGCUUUGAUCGGCAGCUUGUGUCUCUACUUCUGCUUUUGUUUUUGCGUACAACUCUCUCAGGGGUUUGGAAAGUUACGUCUUGAGUUUUUCCUCAAACAUUUUGGAAUCAACAUGGACACUACUGGAAAGGUGAUAAAAUGUAAGGCAGCUGUGGCCUGGGAGCCCAACAAGCCUUUGGUCAUUGAAGAAAUCGAGGUGGCUCCUCCACAGGCCAAUGAGGUUCGCAUUAAGAUUGUGGCAACUGCAGUGUGCCACACAGACCUGUACCACCUGUACGAGGGAAUGCCCAAAGAUGGCUUCCCUGUUGUACUUGGACAUGAGGCCGCUGGAAUUGUGGAGAGUGUGGGCUCUGGAGUUACAGAAUUCAAAAAUGGUGACAAGGUGAUCCCUGUGUUCCUCUCACAGUGCCGUGAGUGUCACUUCUGUAAGAGUCCAAAGACAAACCAAUGUGUGAAAGCCUGGACUGAAGUCAUCAUGGAUAUCAUGUGUCCAAUAGACUCCAGGUUCAGCUGUAAAGGGAAAAAAAUUCUGCAGUUUUCUGGCCUUGGUACUUUUACGGAGUACACUGUGGUUCGACAAAUUAACUUGGCUAAGAUCCACCCUGACGCUCCCCUGGAUAAAGUGUGUCUCAUCGGCUGUGGGAUUUGCACUGGAUAUGGAUCAGCUGUUAACACAGCUAAGGUAGAGGAGGGCUCCACCUGUGCUGUGUUUGGCCUGGGAGCUGUGGGUCUUGCUGCAGUUAUGGGCUGUAAGGCGGCAGGAGCCAAGAGGAUUAUUGCUGUGGACACAAACCCUGAGAAGUUUGAGAAAGCCAAGAUUUUUGGAGCCACUGACUUUGUGAACCCCAAGGACCACAGCAAACCCAUCCACGAGGUUCUGGUGGAGAUGACCAACGGAGGAGUGGACUUCUCCCUGGAGUGUGUGGGGAAUGCAUCUGUCAUGGAAAGUGCUCUUCACUCCACAGUAAAGGCCUGGGGGGUGAGUGUGAUUGUGGGCUACACUCUGGUUCAGAGUUUCACAGCCCGACCUGUGGACCUCAUUUCUGGACGCACAUGGAAGGGGGCGCUGUUUGGAGGAUUCAAGGCUAAGGAUGGGGUGAUGGAGAUGGUCAAACGCUACAUGGAAAAAAAGCUGAUGGUGGAUGAGUUUAUUACACACAACAUGGACUUGUGUCAGAUCAUGGAAGCUGUAGAACUCAUGAAGAAGGCGAAAUGUGUCCGGGCCGUCCUGAAGACCUCUCCACAGUAGAUCAACAGUAUUGAUCCCACAGAUAUGUGUCCAUUUAGAUCGUUAUGGAUAGCAAUGCUGUAUUUAGUUAAAUAAAAAAUGUAUUAAAGUAAAACAGUAUAACUUGGAGGCUGCACAUCUUUCUAUUUAUUUUACACCUCUAUGGAGAUAGACAAGUUUUAUGCCUACUGUGAAAUAUUAUAGCCAAAGGAACAUUUCCAUGGAGACAAGCAGAAGGAGGCCAUCUUCCAGGCCAAAUAAAGAGAUGGAUUUGUACAGGCUCACCGUAACGGCUGAGAUUUUCAGUGUAAUAAAAACAUUAAAAAUGUAAAAAUAAAAAUAAAAAAAAUUCUUGAUUCUUA
This is a messenger RNA of Periophthalmus magnuspinnatus, 1648 nucleotides long. RefSeq names its product alcohol dehydrogenase 1-like. NCBI's taxonomy places the organism in Eukaryota, Metazoa, Chordata, Actinopteri, Gobiiformes, Gobiidae. Gene Ontology annotation, cellular component: cytosol. The coding region runs from base 171 to 1307 and encodes 378 amino acids. Gene Ontology annotation, molecular function: S-(hydroxymethyl)glutathione dehydrogenase [NAD(P)+] activity; zinc ion binding. Gene Ontology annotation, biological process: formaldehyde catabolic process. The transcript is spliced from 9 exons. The record is from RefSeq and is a predicted model, not a curated record.